ACCACGUUUUCCGUCCUCGCCAAGCGGUGUAACCGCCUGAGGACAGCCGAAGUCAUUAGUACCAAACAGGAAGGGCAAAUGAGUCUUUUUAGAGAGCAGACCGGCACCGUUGGAAACAUGAUUUUAGCAAUGGAGGAUUAGGAAUGGCUUGCAGAGUUGGCAAAGUCGCUCUCUCUCUUCUUGGCUUCGCUCAUUCUAGAUACAAACGUACUCCUCUCGGCAGUUAAGCUGCUCUAAUCUCCUCACCUACUCUUUCUUUCCCUUUCUCUCUCUAGAAAACCUCAUUCGCUCUUUGUCUUUCUCAUCAUUUCUUCAUUUAUUGUUUCUUUCAUUCAUUUCACUUCCAUUCAUUCAAUAUUACACUUAUUGCUCUGCUCCUCUGCUAUGUCUUCUAUGUGAAUAAUAUUUCUUCUUCUCCAUUUGGAAGCUACUGAGCUGGAAUUAGAGAGGAGAAGCUAAAAUGCCUCUGGUGAGGUUUCAAGUGAGGAAUGAGUAUAGGUUGGGUCAGCCUGAGCUCUACAAAGAAGCUAACCGUGAAGAUCCUAAGGCUGUGCUUGAUGGUGUCGCUGUUGCUGGUCUCGUUGGGAUCUUGCGCCAAUUAGGCGAUCUCGCUGAAUUUGCAGCAGAGGUUUUUCAUGGCUUACAGGAGCAAGUAAUGACUACAGCUUCUAGAAGUCAUAAAUUGAGGGUUCGUGUGCAAAACAUUGAAGCUACGCUUCCUUCUCUAGAGAAGGCAGUGCUAGCCCAAACAAGUCACAUACACCUUGCCUACACAGCUGGUUCUGAAUGGCGUUCUCGUAUUCAUAAUGGACAAAACCAUUUUAUCUAUAAUGACUUGCCUCGAUUUAUUAUGGACUCUUAUGAAGAAUGUCGUGAUCCUCCACGCUUACACUUGCUUGACAAAUUUGAUACUGGUGGCCCAGGAUCUUGUUUAAAGAGAUAUUCUGAUCCAACCUUUUUUAGAAGAGCAUCAGGCAACUACAAUGAACCAUAUGUUGAGAAAGUCCCAAAAGAAAAGAAGGCUCGAAAAAACAAGAAAAAAAGAUCGUCACAAAGGAAUGCCGACUUUCUGCGUUCUGCAUCAAUGCCAAAUCAGAGUGCCGGAAUGCAGUAUGCUACUACAAUUGUUAAUGGGCGGACUUCUUCUCCUUCUCGUACAGCCUCCACAAAUGACAUGACAGUGAAAUCUGAUCUGGGUGAUCAUUCAAAUUCAUUUGAUUCAAGAACUGGGUCAGCUUAUGUUGAAUGUGUUUUCCAUUUGAGUUCCUCUGGGCAACCUGAAGAACAGGAAUCUAAGGAAUUCUCUUCAAGGUUCAUGCAUCAUAAUGAUAUCCCUGAUUCAGUUUUCCCUGAUGGACAAUGCAGCAUUGAAACUAAGAAUUUCCCUCAGAGUUCAUCACCUGAGCCAAUUGUGCCUGGUUCAUCUUGUGAUACGUGGGAUGAAAAAGCAGAAAUAGUGGAGACUAAGGGUCUAAAUUGUGAUGGAAAUGAAUCUCCAGAGAUGUUCACCACAGAUUAUGAUCUAGGCUUUCAGCAUGAGGAAAUUGCUGACCUUAGAGAUCCUGAUGAAAGGGGCGUGGUUUUUGACAGUAAAGAUACACAGAAAUCAAGCAAUGAUAGAAUUGAGAUUGAUGAAGUCGAAAGUGAACCAGACAAUUACGAAGAUGCCCUUAACACCAUAGAAUCAGAAUCUGAAAAUGACCUUGAAUGCCAAACGAAGCAUGAAUUGGAGCAAUUUUCCUCCAAUGUUAACAAUGAAGGAAUAGAAGAUGAAGCAUGCAAGAUGACACAGCAUAUUUCAGUUGAUUUUCCAGCUAAAUCUGAAUCUCAUGUUGCAUCUGACUUUUCCCCAAACAAAGGAAUGGUCAGUGAAUUGCCGAUUUCUAUUCCUUCAAAUACAGUUGCCCAUGAACAUACGUCUAAUAUAAAUGAAGAACCUUCUAGUUCAGACAAUAUUGGAAGUUCUGCCAGUGCUGAUGCUCUUGAUGGUUUAGAAGUAGAAUCUGUUGUCAAUGAUCUGUCAUCCUCUGGCCAUGAAAUUUCAAAUCUAAUAGAACCAUUGAAUGAAAAGACUGUGAGCAGUUCCUGUAAGUCUCAAGUGUCUCCCAAGUAUCAAGAAUUGGCCAAGUCUCAAGAAUCAGCCAAGUCUCAAGAAUCUCCCAGGUCUCAAGAAUUGACCAGGUCUCAAGAAUCUCCCAAGAUUCAAGAAUUGGCCAAGUCUCAAGAAUCUCCCAAGACUCAAGAAUCGGCCAAGUCUCAAGAAUCUCCCAGGUCUCAUGAAUUGGCCAAGUCUCAAGAAUCUCCCAAGAUUCAAGAAUUGGCCAAGUCUCAAGAAUCUCCCAAGUCUCAAGAAUCUUCCAAGUCUCAGGAAUCUCAGUCUGAAUUAUCUAGUGUUCCUUCGGUCUCAUUCUGGACAAAUGGUGGUCUGUUAGGACUUGAGCCAUCAAAGCCUCCUGAUUUUGCUGUAUCAAACACAUCGACUCAGGAUUCUUUGACAAGAUGUAAAGGUGAGGUAGAAAGUCUCCCAAAUCAUGCUUCUAUGCCAAGCAACAAUGGAGAGAGAAUGAAGCCUGGCAGAUUGAUUAAGGACACUGGAAGCAUGGAAAGGAUUCUGAGUUCUGAACGCUCCAAUUCACAGUGUGAGGAUCAAGAUGCUGAAAUUGAAAAAUCUGGUGAUUUUUAUCAUAGUAAUAGAUUUGUUAGUGCUUCUGUGGGAGGAUUGAAUAGUGCAAGUGUAGUGAAAUCAGGAAAAGAGUUGUGCCUUGAUGCAGAUGUUAAAGCCACAUCAUUUGAAACCAGUCAGGAGAAUGUUGAAAACUCAGCUCAAAUGUUUGGAAUUGGCAAUAGGUUACUUAUUAAUGGUUUACGUAAAAAGAUGUCACUUGUCCCUGAUAAUAAACCAGAGGUGGCUAGCUCACUGAAAACUAGUGCAUUGGAGCAGGGUAACGGGAACCAUAGCUUUGCUUAUAAUGCAACACCAGGGAAAGCAUUGAAUGCUAAGUUUGGACAUAAAUCUAUUGUAGAUUCACUAACUUCUUCACCACCACUAGAACAUAUGAAAAUGUCUUUCCACCCUACAGAUGGCUUUGAGGCUUCCAAAUUGAAGCUGAAAUUUCCUGAUGGGAACCACAGCAGUGGAAGUUUUAGAGAUAUGUUCCCAUCAUUUCAGUUGGUGCCAGAGCUUUCUAUUCCAUUUCAACAUGCAGGUUCUGAAUCUGAUGAUGAUACCUUCUGUAGAUCAUCUCCUUAUAUGUCAGAUGAUUGUCUUAGCCAUCACUCCGAUUCCUAUUCUGAGCAAUGGGAAUCUGGUGAAUCUCCUGAAAACCAGGACCGUGAGCUGUAUGAUGCUUUAUGCAGAAUAUCAUCUGUUGAAUCUGUAUCAAGUUCUCUGCAAGCUGGGGAAAUGGGCAACAACGGCGUUCACAUUGUCUCGCGAUUUAAAAGUGACUAUGCUGAGAAUGGUUCAGAUCCAUCUCUCUCCUCUUUGCUCGAUCUUCCCAGUUUUGAUGCUGUGAACCCUGUACCACAGGAAAAGGCAAAAGAUAAGUUGGAUCCAAGGAAUCUUGUAGAAUUGCAAAAUCCUAGGAACUGCAACCCAGCUCCACCACCUCCUCCCCCAGUGCAAUGGUGGGUCACAAAACCUGCCUCUUGUAUGGCAGAAGAAAAACAAAAUACAAUAUCUGAUGCUGUGAGUGAGCAGCAUGCAGCUGAUCUAAAACUUUCAGGGUCUACAAUAUCUCAGCAACAUAAACCAGCCCCUGAUAAUGAGCAACAAACAGAUGAGGACGCCAUUACAUUUAAACCAAAGAGCAAGGACCAUUGUAAGUUGAAUACACAGAAAGAAGUUAAUCUGCCUCCAAAUGGCAAAGGGCUGGAUGAAAAGGAGGAUUUUUUGCAUCAAAUCAGAGCGAAAGUGAUCAUUCACCCUGAGACGCACUGUGACAGCAAAGCCUACCUUCACAUCAGGUUCUGCUACAAAUGACAAAGUCUCUGCAAUAUUGGAGAAAGCAAAUGCAAUCCGACAGGCUGUUGGAAGUGAUGAUGGGGAAGAUGAUGAUACUUGGAGUGAUACUUGAUCCUGUUGAGACGUUUGACAAUAUCAUGAGAAGCGAAUCCUUAUUGUAAUUUUGAGUUCGUGUAGUUGGGCGUAGCUGUAUUAUAUAUGUAUAUGUGAAUAAUCCCAGUUUCUUUGUGUAAUUAACUUGUAGGGAUGUCCUGUAUCUUAUUGAGAAUACUUGCAUUAAAUUUUCUUAGUUAGGAUAAAUGGUGUAAACAAUGAGAAAAUCUAUCAUGAUGUAAUUUUCCAUCCCUGAGGCACUUAUUUAUGCUUGGUGCCUAAGAAUAUGAUUGUUCCAUGAA
Molecule: messenger RNA, 4359 nt
Organism: Hevea brasiliensis (rubber tree)
Lineage: Eukaryota; Viridiplantae; Streptophyta; Magnoliopsida; Malpighiales; Euphorbiaceae
Product: protein SCAR3
Exons: 9
Coding region: 461-3982 (1173 amino acids)
Biological process (GO): positive regulation of Arp2/3 complex-mediated actin nucleation; actin cytoskeleton organization
Cellular component (GO): cytoskeleton
Molecular function (GO): Arp2/3 complex binding; protein kinase A regulatory subunit binding
Source: RefSeq, a predicted model, not a curated record